Messenger RNA from Lactuca saligna, 2571 nucleotides. The record is from the annotation of a GenBank genome assembly. NCBI's taxonomy places the organism in Eukaryota, Viridiplantae, Streptophyta, Magnoliopsida, Asterales, Asteraceae.
AUGUCUCGUGCAGCAAGCGUGUCUCGUGACUCACUCAACAUUGAUGUCUACCAUAAAGGUGUUUUUUCUCCUAAUCCCUUGGUUUACUUUCAUCCUGAUAAAGUACCUGUUAUGGGGCUAGAUGUACGUAACAUGGAUUUCAAGAAGUUCAAGACCUAUCUCCAAAAAUUGAUCAACAAUAGAUGUCGGGAUAUGUAUUACUGUCUUAAAAAUCGGUCCCUCGUAGAUGGGUUAAGGGAGCUCAGGGAUGAAGAUGAUUAUGUUAGGUUCCUUGAUGCUGGGUUUGAUGAUGAUGAUAAUCAAAUAAGUAUCUACAUUGAUGACCAUCAUGAACCCUUACUAGAUUGGAUUGAAGAAGAAAAAGCUGAAGAAUGGGAUAGUGGUACUGAAACAUAUGAAGAUGAUGUGGACUCGGUAUUAUCGGAUGAUCUAUCGGUGGACCAUGAAGCUGAUGAUGAGGACAUUCAAUGGCCUGAAGUUGUUGAUCCUUUUUUGUCACAGAAGAACCUUAUUCCACAAAGAGGCAUAGAGGAAGAAGCUGGUGGUAAGGGUUAUUCAUUGUGGUAUGAAAAAAAUGAGGCAAAAGCAUUGUUAGUAAGGUGCAGUAAAAAUGAAAAAGGGAAGCCAUCUUGCCCUUUUAGACUAUGGGCUAGUCCCAUGAACAAGGAAAAUUCAUUCCAGAUCAAGUCACUAAUUGAUAAACAUAAUUGUGCUAGACAACAAAAAUUGGGUUGUCUUGUUACGUAUAAGUGGAUUGGAAAAAUGUUAAUACCUGACAUUUUGGAAAGGCCUAAGUUUAGCUAUAGGAAAAUGGCAGAAGUGGUUAGGAAAGACUAUGGUCUCAAGGUAAGUCUUGGGCAGUGUAGAAAUGCCAAGUACUUUGCACUAGAUGAGAUUUCAGGCAAUUUGGUAAGCCAUUAUGAGAAACUGUGGAAUUAUGGUGCUGAGUUAUUGAGGGUUAAUCCUGGGUCAACAGUCUUGAUCGAGACAAAUCAUACGCCUGAUGCUACACACUACUUCAAAAGGAUGUAUAUUUGCCUGAAGUCUAUCAAGGAUGGCUGGAUUGAAGGAUGUAGAAGGGUUAUCGGUGUUGAUGGCUGUUUUUUGAAGGGUAUUUGCAGAGGUGAGUUGUUAACAGCCGUUGGUAGGGACGCAAACAACCAAAUGUAUCCUCUAGCAUGGGCUGUUGUGCCAGUUGAAAACAAGGAAACUUGGAUGUGGUUCAUUGAUCUUCUACUUGAGGACAUUGAGAUGGGAGAUGGUAGGGGUCUUACAAUUAUUUCAGACCAACACAAGGCUUUAAUGGAGGCUGUUAAGGAAAGGGCACCAUCAUGUGAGCAUAGGAAUUGUGCCCGACACAUCUAUGCCAACUUUAAGAAGAAGGGGUUCACGGGUGUUGAGUUUAGGAGGUUAUUUUGGAGGGCUGUAAAGGCUACAACCGAUUCCAAUUUCCGAUCAUACAUGAGGGAAAUUCGUACAAUGUCCACAGAAGCUUAUGAGCACCUGAUAGAAAGAGACCCAAAUACAUGGUGCAGAGCAUUCUUUGAACCUCAGACUUGUUGUGAUGCCGUGGAAAACGGUAUAUCUGAAUCUUUCAAUGCAGCAAUUGUAGAGGCCCGGAAGAAACCAAUAAUAACAAUGCUGGAAGAAAUCAGAUUGUACGUGAUGGAGAGGAUGUACAAUCAAAAGAUUAAGGGGCAUAAGUGGGACAUGGAAAUCUGCCCCUCUAUUAGAAAGAGGAUUGAGAAGAUGAAAGAAGAACAAAGGUACUGGGAUGUUAUUCCAAGUGGCGAGGAAGAAUAUGAAGUGAAAUUAGCCCAUGAAGUUUAUGUUGUUCACCUUGAAAGCAAAACUUGUGGUUGCAGAGCCUGGCAACUCAGUGGUAUCCCUUGUGUGCAUGCCAUUGCUGCUAUAUUAUACCUGAAUGGAAAUGCAGAGGACUAUGUAGCCGUAUGGUUUAAAACAAGCAUGUUUGGAAGUUGCUAUAGGUAUCCAGUCAAACCAAUAAAUGGAGCUAACAUGUGGCUUGAUGUUCUAUUUGAUCCCAUAUUACCACCUCGGCGUAGGAGAAUGCCAGGAAGGCCCAAAGUAAACAGAAUGAAAUGUCCUACAGAAAAUGAAGGAAAGCAUAAAAUUAACAAGACAGGGAUGUCCAUCUCAAGAUGUAGUAAUUGUCAUCAAGAAGGACACAACAAGAGGCGAUCAAAUAAAGCAACUGUUAGUGAAGGGGAUGUUGAAGAAGGGGUUAGUCAAGAUGGGAUUAGUGAAGAUGGGGUCAAUAAAGAUGGGGUCAAUGAAGAUGGGGUUAGUGAAGAUGGAAUUGGUGAAGAAGAGGCUGUUGAAGAAGGCGAUAUUGAAGACCACCAGGAGGAUGAAAUUGAACAACAAGAGGAUGAGAUUGACCAUCAAGAAAAUCAUCACCAUCAGCAUCAACCUGUUUUUUUUCAGCAUUUUGUUGCGAACAAAAGGCGAUUACCUUCUGAGAGGAUCACGAAACUGAAGUUAAGGAAGAAGGUGGUAACAAAAGAUGGAAGUGGGGAAAGUACUGAAAAUCCAGUUACUAUAAACUAG